Centruroides sculpturatus (bark scorpion) is the source of this 1783-nucleotide messenger RNA. RefSeq names its product hsp90 co-chaperone Cdc37-like (gene Cdc37). The transcript is spliced from 6 exons. Gene Ontology annotation, molecular function: heat shock protein binding; protein-folding chaperone binding. Gene Ontology annotation, biological process: protein stabilization; protein folding. Gene Ontology annotation, cellular component: cytoplasm. NCBI's taxonomy places the organism in Eukaryota, Metazoa, Arthropoda, Arachnida, Scorpiones, Buthidae. The coding region runs from base 116 to 709 and encodes 197 amino acids. The record is from RefSeq and is a predicted model, not a curated record.
AAAGGUUUUAAACAAAAAUACUCAAAGAGUAAAAGAAGAACUAACUGAGGAAGAAAGAGAAGCAAGACAAAAAAAAUUUAUAGAAGAGAAUGAAUCUUUACUGAAAAAGUUUGGAAUGCUCCGUAAAUAUGAUGACAGCAAACGAUUUCUUCAAGAUCAUCCUUUCCUUGCUUGUGAAGAAACAGCAAAUUAUUUAGUCAUGUGGUGUAUUAACUUAGAAGUUGAACAAAAACAUCAAUUGAUGGAGCAUGUUGCCCAUCAAUGUAUAUGUAUGCAAUAUAUAUUAGAAUUGGCCAAACAGUUGGAUACCGAUCCUAGAGCUUGUGUGUCUUCGUUUUUUAGUCGAAUCCAACUGGCUGACCAACAGUACAAAGACGCUUUUGAUGAUGAACUACAAGCAUUUAAGCAAAGAGUAAAAGAUCGGGCCGAAGCAUGUAUUCAGAAAAUUGCAAAGGAAAUCGAAGAAGAAGAGAGAGAGAAGAAAUUAGGACCUGGUGGAUUGGAUCCUGUUGAAGUUUUUGAAUCAUUACCAGAGAAAAUGAAAGAAUGCUUUGAAAAGAGAGACAUAGGCAUGUUACAAGAAGUUAUCGCUCAAAUGCCUGAAGAAGAAGCACGAUACCACAUGAAAAGGUGCGUCGAUUCUGGACUCUGGAUACCGGAUGCAAAAGCUGCCGAAAAAAGUGCAGAAAAUCCUACCAAAGACGAAUGAACUCUAUCCUCCUAAUAUCAAAUGAUGUUGCCAUGUUCUUAAAUGUAGUCCAUGUAUAUUUGUAAUUUGAUCAUAAUAAUGCUAUGAUUUUGGCUACAGUGCUGUAAUGGCAGAAGCAUUGAAUCCAUUUAAUUAAUUGAUCUCUAUCAAAAUUGUGCAUAGAAAUUUAAUAUUCAACAUUUAUUAAAUAUCAAAUGAUGGAUUGUUAAUUUUUGAUAAAAAAUAAAAUGAGAUAAAUAAAAGGGGGGUAAAGGAUUUCUUUUAUAACUGAUAUUUUUACUAAUACUUAUCUUUAAAAUUGUUUAGUAACAUGCCAUAAUACUUAUUUCGACAUGUUACAUCUUUAGUUCAUAUCCUAUGCAUAAUAAAAAAUUGUGUUAAUUUUAGAAUUUGAAUAUGGUAUAAAGCACAAUUUUAUGCAUUUAAUUAUCAGAUUAGAUCUUAAGCCUUUACAGAUUGAAGAAAGUUGUUAUUUACACUUACGUGACUGUAAUUCCAAAAAAUUAUAAUUAAAUGUUAUAACCUUUAUUAUAUAAUGUAGUGUGAUAUUUGAUUUAUUCAUUUAUUAAAUAAAUCCUUUAAGUUUUGAAGUAAAUGUUCAUUGUAAAUUUUUAUCAUUCUUGAAACUUGUACAUUGUAUAAAAAAAAGUUUCAAGAAUGAUAAACAAGAAAAUAAAAAUAGGAAUCAGCCAAUUCUGUAUGAAACAAAACUUGGCAACUUUUAUAAAAAGAUUGAAAAAUUUGUUUUGCAAGAGACAUUAUGGAAGGAGGCUUAAGAUAUUAGCAUCCAAAAAGCAAAUAAUUGAGAUGUGGAAAAUUUACAGAUUUAUGAUGCAGAAUAAAUUAUGAAUUAUUUUUGCUAUGCUUUUGAUAUAUAAAGAAUAUUAAGGAAAAGCCAAUGUUAUCAUUUAAAACACAUGCAAAUAUUUUAUGAAAUAAGCUGUUUAACUGUGUGUGUAAUAAUCUACUACUGAAUUUACUAAUUUAAAAUCAAAGGCUUUUGAAAUGUAAAAUACUUUAAAUGUUCUUGAACAUGGAACACAAGGUAGAUAAUAAAAUUUGUUAGAAUGGAAA